GUGAUACCUUGAUGACAUCGAAAGCUACUCUCAUAGAAAAUGCCAGGGAACCGUCCACGAUCUCAGGAUGAGCCUUUUUGUUGGAGGUUAGUGCGAGAUCUGCAUAUGCAGCCCGCCCUCAAUCUGCGUGCCCAAUGACUCGAACACUAUCAAAAGGGCGCAGAGAUAUCCUCAAGUACGCUCAGAAUCAGGACUUGCUAUUCAUGUUUUGUCAACGAAGCGCGUGAGCCUAACAUAGAGCAUUUUCGAAAGAGAAGGAAAAGGACCAAGCCCACCAGCCUCCCCACCGUUAGCUGAAAAGAAGCAUUUUGGCAGUCAACCAACAGAUACCCAACACCACUCAACAUUGUCGUUUCUUGACUCAACAUUUCGCCAGCACUCGCGUUCUAGGAGCAUCUAGAGGCAUAACCCGAUAUACUCAAUCAACAUGGCCACCAAGCCAAACCCUCAGCUGAUCCCCGACCCUCUCCGCCCCUUCGACACAACCCGCCUCGCCUUUCGCGCAGUCCGUCAACCCGAAGACCUCGCCCUUUACCUCGCCAUAGGCAACGACCAGGACGGCUUCAUGAAUAGCAACUUCACCAACACUGCCCUGCCCAGCACCGCCGACGCCACAAAAUUCAUGAAAAGCGUGGCCGAGGACUCCCUCCUCGGCGCAACAAUCUGGCUAAAGGAGACCCAAACCUCCAAAGAAGACGAAGAGAUGCGCAACAAUGGCGCGCCUUGGGGGAAUCUGAAGAGCGAAUGGGGCACAGCUAUAGGCGAGAUCCAUCUCUCGCGCCUCCCGCCCAAUGCCAUCCACCACAGGUCGACAGAAAUUGGUAUUGAUAUCCUUCCCCCCUUCCAAGGCCGCGGCUACGGACGCGAAGCUAUUAAGUGGGCCUUGGACUACGCAUUCCGUCGUGCAGGGCUGCACAGAGUGCGGAUCCGGGCAUUCGAGUGGAAUACGGGGGCAUUGAGGUUAUAUGAGAAGGUGGGGUUCAAGGUGGAAGGAAGGGAGAGGGAGGCGCUGUGGCAUGAGGGGCGGUGGUGGGAUGGUGUGGAGUUGGGGAUGCUGGAAGGGGAGUGGUGGGCAUUGCAAAGGGAGCAGGAGAAGAAGAAAGGCAAUCAGGAUGAAGAAAGGCGGACAAGUCGGGCUAUUAGGAUCGAGUCUAGUCAGUAG
Molecule: messenger RNA, 1162 nt
Organism: Macroventuria anomochaeta
Lineage: Eukaryota; Fungi; Ascomycota; Dothideomycetes; Pleosporales; Didymellaceae
Product: acyl-CoA N-acyltransferase
Exons: 1
Coding region: 428-1162 (244 amino acids)
Molecular function (GO): acyltransferase activity, transferring groups other than amino-acyl groups
Source: RefSeq, a predicted model, not a curated record